Molecule: messenger RNA, 972 nt
Organism: Wallemia ichthyophaga EXF-994
Lineage: Eukaryota; Fungi; Basidiomycota; Wallemiomycetes; Wallemiales; Wallemiaceae
Exons: 2
Coding region: 1-972 (323 amino acids)
Biological process (GO): regulation of DNA-templated transcription
Molecular function (GO): zinc ion binding; DNA-binding transcription factor activity, RNA polymerase II-specific
Source: RefSeq, a predicted model, not a curated record
AUGGCAAUUUACGCCUGUAGACCUUGUCAGAUCUCCCACAGCAGCUGCGAUAAUUACCGGCCAUGCCACAACUGCUCCCGGAAAGAUAUAGAAGAGAGCUGCAUAACCGUUGAACAUAGAAGAAGAGGCCGGCCAGGCAAGCAUGACAAGAUGCAAUCCACUCCGCUUUUCUCCCACAGGCCAUUCCCAGAAGGGGAAGCGGGUGUUGAAAUGGGUGCAACUGCAGGUGCGGAGGCAAAAGCAAAUGCCGAAGCGGAAGCAGAAGCAGAAGCAAGAUCAAGAUCAAGAGCAAGAGCAAAAGCAUCAUCAUCAUCAGGACCACCAGGACCACCGGCAGCACCGCAUAAUAUUAACAACGUUACAGAGUCUCCACUUCUAGUACAAUCAGUACAGCCUCCGCACAACCAACACAACACCAUUCGCAUGGUCGUCACACCAGACCUCUCCACGACAAUGGACAUAACACAAAACGCUUACAACGCUUUCUUCGCCUGCCCAUCCACACGAUUGCCCAGCUUGCAGGACAUUACCUCCGUCUUCCACACUCCGCGGCUGGCGAACCUGCAGGCCAAGCUUGCACUCGAUGACGCGCUGCCUGUGGAGAAAAUCAACGUGGUUGAUAUACAUGGCCAGUAUUUCGCUAGUACUCUCUCAAUUAGGUGGCUGGAAAAGGGUAGGAGUGUGUUGGCAGAGCUGUAUGUGUCUCAUCAGGUGAACGCUGUACCAACUUUGCCGUCUCCACUGCCGCCUAUGAUGGGGAAAGAGGGGAGUGGGAGUGGUAGCAAUAUUACUGGUAGUGGAAGUGGUAUCAGCAAUAGCAAAAGCUCCGUCUUGUCCACUUCUAAUACUUCUCAGUCUGACCUCUACCUGUCUCGCUCUCAUUCUCAAUCGAGUACUCUUUCUAAUGCACCUACUAGACCCGCUCAUCCUCAGCGCAUACGCACAUCUAUCAACGCUCUCUGUGACUUAUGA